CUUUUCUUUCAAGAGUAGGGUCGUACAGAUCCGCCAUUUCAGGCGAGGGCAGGCGCUUUGUUAGCUCUAGAAUUACGAAAGAGCGAUAACUGCAAGUAUCGGUGCAUCAAGUACUGACUUUAAAUGACAGACUUCCAGAUCUUGGGGGAUAGAUUUAGGUGUUGAAACUAUUUUAAGCAAUUUGCCAGAAUUUAAUGUUUAAACUAGCCGUUUUCAAUACGGGAUUAUCUAAUCAGAGUUGCUGCCUGAGCUAGUCGUACAGUGUUGUUGCUCGUAGCCAGAUCCAGUGGUAGCUAGCGCGUUUUGUUUAGCUCCAAAUUUAUUUUGGGCUCAACCGCGGUCUCUGACCUUUUAUCACAUUUCCAUUAGUUUAUAUUAAGUAAACUACACAAGCAACGCUGACGACCACCGUUCGAGAGUCCAAGACCGAAGGGGAGAUGGCUAGCUCCGUGGGAAACGUGGCCGACAGCACAGAACCCGACAAACGUAUGCUUUCCUUCCAAGGGUUGGCGGAGCUGGCCCAUCGCGAGUACCAGUCGGGCGACUUCGAGGCCGCCGAGCGCCACUGCAUGCAGCUGUGGCGGCAGGAGCCUGACAACACUGGCGUGCUGCUGCUGCUCUCGUCCAUCCACUUCCAGUGCCGACGGCUGGACAGGUCGGCCCACUUCAGCACCCUGGCCAUAAAGCAGAAUCCGAUGCUGGCGGAGGCCUACUCCAACCUGGGGAACGUGUACAAGGAGCGCGGGCAGCUCCAGGAGGCCAUCGAGCACUACCGCCACGCGCUGCGACUCAAGCCCGACUUCAUCGAUGGCUACAUCAACCUGGCCGCCGCGCUGGUCGCCGCCGGAGACAUGGAGGGUGCUGUGCAGGCCUACGUCUCGGCUCUGCAGUAUAACCCUGUGAGUGCUGGAGAUCUGUAUUGUGUGCGCAGUGACCUUGGUAACCUGUUGAAGGCUCUUGGUCGUUUGGAGGAGGCUAAGGCUUGCUAUCUGAAGGCUAUCGAGACCCAGCCCAACUUUGCCGUGGCCUGGAGUAACCUGGGCUGUGUGUUCAACGCCCAGGGAGAGAUCUGGCUGGCUAUACAUCACUUUGAGAAGGCUGUAACUCUUGAUCCAAACUUCUUGGAUGCCUACAUUAAUUUGGGAAAUGUCCUGAAAGAGGCUCGCAUCUUUGACCGAGCCGUGGCGGGCUACCUGCGCGCCCUGAGCCUGAGCCCCAACCACGCGGUCGUCCAUGGCAACCUGGCUUGUGUGUACUACGAGCAGGGUCUGAUCGACCUGGCCAUUGACACAUACCGCCGGGCCAUUGAGCUGCAGCCACACUUCCCAGAUGCCUACUGUAACCUGGCCAACGCUCUGAAGGAGAAGGGCAAUGUGUCUGAAGCAGAGGAGUGCUACAACACAGCCCUCCGGUUGUGCCCCACCCAUGCCGACUCCCUCAAUAAUCUGGCCAACAUCAAGCGUGAGCAGGGCAACAUCGAGGAGGCGGUGCAGCUCUACAGGAAGGCCCUGGAGGUGUUCCCUGAGUUUGCUGCGGCCCACUCCAACCUGGCCAGUGUCCUCCAGCAGCAGGGUAAGCUGCAGGAGGCUCUGAUGCACUACAAAGAGGCCAUCAGGAUCAGCCCUACGUUUGCGGACGCCUACUCCAACAUGGGCAACACUCUGAAGGAGAUGCAGGAUGUGCAGGGAGCGCUGCAGUGCUACACGCGCGCCAUUCAGAUCAACCCCGCCUUCGCUGACGCACACAGCAACCUGGCCUCCAUCCACAAGGACUCUGGUAACAUCCCAGAAGCCAUUGCGUCGUACCGCACGGCGCUGAAGCUGAAGCCUGAUUUCCCUGACGCCUACUGCAACCUCGCGCACUGCCUACAGAUUGUGUGCGACUGGACCGAUUACGACGAGCGCAUGAAGAAGCUGGUGAGCAUCGUGGCGGAUCAGCUGGACAAGAACCGCCUGCCCUCUGUGCAUCCCCACCACAGCAUGCUCUACCCCCUCUCCCACGGCUUCCGCAAGGCCAUCGCCGAACGCCACGGCAACCUCUGCCUCGACAAGAUUAACGCUCUGCACAAGCCGUGCUAUGAGCACCCCAAGGACCUGAAGGCCAGCGGCGGCCGCCUGAGGAUCGGCUACGUCAGCUCAGACUUCGGCAACCACCCCACCUCCCACCUCAUGCAGUCCAUCCCUGGCAUGCACAACUCUGAGAAGUUUGAGGUCUUCUGCUAUGCCCUGAGCCCUGAUGACAGCACCAACUUUAGAGUCAAAGUGAUGGCUGAGUCUCAUCACUUCACAGACCUGUCCCAGAUCCCAUGCAAUGGUAAAGCAGCUGAUCGCAUCCAUCAGGAUGGAAUCCACAUCCUGGUCAACAUGAAUGGCUACACCAAAGGAGCCCGGAACGAACUCUUCGCCAUGCGACCAGCUCCCAUCCAGACCAUGUGGUUGGGCUACCCAGGCACCAGCGGGGCCCCCUUCAUGGACUACAUCGUCUCAGACAAGUUUACGUCUCCACUGGAGGUAGAUGAGCAGUACUCGGAGAAGCUGGCCUACAUGCCCAACACCUUCUUCAUCGGAGACCAUGCCAACAUGUUCCCACACCUCAAGAAAAAGGCUGUCAUUGACUUCAAGUCCAACGGCCACAUCUUUGACAACCGCAUUGUACUGAACGGCAUCGACCUGAAGGCCUUCUUGGACAGCCUGCCCGAUGUCAAAGUCGUCAAGAUGGAGUGUGAUGGACAGGAGGUGGUUGAGAGUAACAUCGCCCUCUCCAUGCCAGUCAUCCCCAUGAACACAGCAGCCGAGGCCAUCAUCAACAUGAUCAACCAGGGCCAGAUUCAGGUCACCAUCAACGGCUUCACCGUCAGCAACGGCCUGGCCACCACACAGGUAACCCCAUCCACCACACACACACACACACACACACGCACACGCACACACACACCCACCCAUCUACCUCUCUGUCCUCAGUGUCUUAUAACUAGGGAUGGGUAUCGUUUGGUUUUUAUCCGAUACCGGUACAUAACCGAUACUUUUAAAACGAUACCGGUGCCUAAACGGUGCCGGAACCAAUACUUUUAUAAAAAAUAAAAUAA
Clupea harengus (Atlantic herring) is the source of this 3085-nucleotide messenger RNA. It is a transcript of the gene ogt.1, whose product is annotated as UDP-N-acetylglucosamine--peptide N-acetylglucosaminyltransferase 110 kDa subunit-like. Gene Ontology annotation, biological process: protein O-linked glycosylation. The record is from RefSeq and is a predicted model, not a curated record. NCBI's taxonomy places the organism in Eukaryota, Metazoa, Chordata, Actinopteri, Clupeiformes, Clupeidae. The transcript is spliced from 18 exons. Bases 438 to 3080 code for a protein of 880 amino acids. Gene Ontology annotation, molecular function: protein binding; protein O-acetylglucosaminyltransferase activity.